AUGGCCGGCGGAAGCGGUCGUGUUUUUCAUUUUGGGUUUUGUCUUUUGUGGCUUCUACAGACUCACACGCUAUCAUAUGGAGCACAAAAGCUCAGAAUGGUUAAUGUGGUGAGUUUUUUUGUGAUAGUAUUGUAAAAUAUAAUUAGUUGAUUCUGAAAUGUGUUGGUGCUGGUACAAUACAGAGCAUAUGCCAUGACCACGAAAAUUUGCAACAGGUUAAUUUUAUGUACGCGUGUAAAUUUUAACGACCCUCUCAAUGAAUGACUGGCUUUCUUUACUUAUUUAUAAUUUUUGCCACUGAUCUGUAAUUCCCUAAAAAGGUACCUCAGCUCAUAAAACCUGGGCGCAUUGAAAUUUUCCCAAGUUUAUACGGCUUAAUUAAAAUCACAAGUGUAGUCACUAGUGUAUGACUAAGCUUGGUAAAUAUAAUAACCGAUCUGGAGAAGAUCGAGUCCCUACAAGGCGUCUAAGUUGACUUCGGAGUUUUCAACCUAGUUUCAAUUGGAAAUUGAGCUUGCGAACUAGCUUCUUCUAUGCAUAGAAGAUGAGAGGAUAUACACAGUUUUAAGUAUUUUGCGUUUCAUAUAAGGCUUAUUACUUCCUUCCGCGAACCAAGCACUGACACAAGCCUGAGUCUUCUGCAGUCAAUGUUACGUUCAUAGUUCAUAUAAUUUCAAGGCAGAUAUGGAAGUAAAUGUAAUUAUUUGAUUUAUUAAAGUUAAAUUAUUUUACAUUUUAUUACUCAUCUGAGUAUCGUGUCAGUGUUUUCAAAGUAGUAAGCUUACUUCCUCAUUGUUUUUGAAAUUUCAAGGAAAAUGAUUCUGAGAAAGGUUCUCCUGAUUUCAUUUCCCUUGUUGAAAUUUUACCCUUGGUUAACAGGGGGCUUUUAUAACUAAAGUAAAAGCUUCACUGAUUCCUUCACCACACAAAAAGCUACCAUUAUAGCCAAAGGUUCAUGCAAGUAAAUGUACUUUAAGCCACGCUAACAAAGGAAACUUGAUUGAUUAAAUACCCUUGUAAAGCUGAGCCCUUGCAUUGAGGAGUAUUGUUUUAUCUUAUGUCUUUUGCAAAAUGGUCAUUUGAAUGCUUUCUAUCUGAAAUUAUCAGGUUUCCCCUUUUUAUACUGGCCUCCACAUAGUUGUACUUAUUUUAAAUCUGCUGUAUUUAUAUAUCUAAUAUACAGCUAUGAACAACUUAAUUAGCAUGUAAUUUGAAUUUAAUGUCUCGACAGGUAUAUCGCCAUGGCGACCGCUCCCCCUACACCUUUUUCCCAACAGAUGAACAUAAAAAUUUCUGGCCUCAAGGCCUGGGGCAGCUUACUCAGGUUUGUUUUUACUUAAACCAAUAAUCCCUGCAUAUCAAUACAUUAUUACUGUCUACCUUGUUUUCUUGACAUUUUUUGACUAUGACUAUGUCGACUCAGCAGUCAAUAGCAAGUGUCCCUACCCCACCCCCAGGGCAUUUGUCAUAUCAGGUAUUCCAACAGUGGGGCAUUGAUGUCAUGAAAGGUGUGGGAGGCCCAGGGAGGGUGUUUUUGUCACUGUUGAAUUUGAUAUUUUUCCACCAUUUUUGGCAAGGGAAACCCAUUUUACUUGAAGAGUGCAGAUUUAGCAAAUCUUAUAAAACAAAAUUUUGAUACCUCAAAACCGUAGGGUUAAGUAAAAUGUUACUUUCCUGGCGACAAAAUACUCUUGUCCUUGGUAAUCUGUCAUACCCUGUGUGCCACUUGGGAGAGGUUCAAAAGUGAUUGGAUGAGUCACAACAAAUACUAGCAUCAUACUUGCACAUGGGGAGGGUGUUUAAUAGACCUGAUACACAUUUAUUCAGUGCUAUUUAGCACAUAGAUUUCAAGUGGCUACAAAAAGUAAUAAUGAUCUGAUCAUCAACACACUAGCUGUAGGAUUUCAAAUUUCAUGGAUCAAACACUUUUUUGGUUCCUUGUCCUGAGAUCAUGGGAAUAUAUUUGUUCCAUGAGAAGUCCUGGGAACCAUUCUCAAGAUCCAAGAUUUUUUAAACGUGUUAAAAACAAUUUUUUUAAACAUGGCACAUUGACGCAGUCUGAUCUUGUUUCAUCAGAAUAAUUAUUUAGUUGUCAUGAGUUGUUGGGUGGUAUAAUAAUGAUAUUUCUACGCAGGAUAAUAAAAAAAGUUAAAAUUAUGUGACUCUAUGGGAUUUGAGUAAGUAAAGGAUAAGUAUAGGGUAUAAGAUAUAAAGAAAAAAUAUGUCAGCCAGUGCCUAAGUCACCUAAAUCGAGAGUGUCUUUUUAAAUUUCAGGUUGGAAUGAGGCAGGAAUAUAAACUUGGCCAGUUGCUCAAACAUCUUUAUGUUGAUAAAUACAAACUGCUUAAUUCAUCUUACUUGCUCAAAGAGGUAAAUAGAAGACACUUUGACUUGCUAUGGAAAUUUUCUUUUUUAGGAAUUAGGCUAGUAAUUUCAAAUGCCUAUUCAAAUGUUCUUAAAGCAUAGCCUCAAAGAAAAAUCCUACUGAUGCUGACAUUUGCGAUGACUGGCAGCCAUCUUUAUCAAAACUAAAAACGUCACAGGUGUCCAUAUCUCCUAUAUGGACCCAAGUGAUUUCCACCUUUAACCAGGAGGGAGGGUGGCCUCGACGGAGUGACUUUUUAGACGCCUGUGACGUUUUUAGUUUUGAUAUAGAUGGCUGUCAGUCAUCAAAACUGUCAGCAUCAUUACAAGGCUUCUGAUAGGUUGCAGAGAAAAAAGUUUCAAAUAUGUUGUACAGACACGUAUUUGAUAAGAUUUUUACCAAAUUUCGCGGCAUUUUGGGUGUUGUUGUGAAUUUCGCACGAUUUCGCGGAUUUACCUGAAUUUUGUGGCUCUGCGACCAGGCGAAAUAUCAGAAUUCCUGUCAUUAAGAUUUUUCUUUCAAGGCUAUGCUGAAUAGAUAAGUAAAUUUUCUGCUUUUUUUAUGAGUAAAAUUAUUACCAUGGAACUCCCGAGGUAUAACCCCAAUAAUGGCCUAUAUGAUGAGGCUCAUGCCUUGAAAAGGCUCCCUUUUUCAGGAUUCUGGUUUAUAAAAGGGUGGGGAAAUAUAUCAUUUCGGUUUGUAAAAAGCCAGCCCUAAAGGAGUAGUAAGCAGAUGCAUUUUUGUGCCUUUGAAAAAGUCGAGAAAACAUCCUGGUUUUGGGAUUUAUUCAUAUUUAAUAGACAUUGCAUUUACAGCAGUUGUAAUAAGGGAUGCAAAGUUCUAAACUAGGUAUGUGGAAGGGGUACCAUUUGUCAAAGGAAGGUAUUUGAAAGGGGUACCUUUUCUGUGGUGGGACCUUGGAACAGAGCCUUCCUGUACAAAACGUUGUUGAGUACCCCACUGGGAUGGAACUCCAUCAUAUACCAAUUUUUUUAUGGCAACCAUCUUGUUAAGAAAGUCAGUUUUCUGGCCCAAAUAAAAUUCCCCUCUCACUCUGAUAUCCUCUUAUAUUCUGUAACCUUUUUAAUCUGACUAUAGUCAAACAUACCUCUAGGUGAGACCAUGACCUGCCAUAAGCGACCACCUAUCCAUGCCAAAAUUUUCCCAGUCAAAAUCCUACUAUGAAACAUCCUGUAAAUGACCAACUCUCAUAAGUGACUGCAACCACUUUUUGGCCUGAUGAUUUCAUAGUUUUCCAUUAUUAAUUUUUUAAUCUCUUGCAAGGGACCACUUGACUUAUGGUGUGGUCCCUUUGUCCUCUAUAUGUACUACUUCACUCAGGGUAUACAAAGAAUGGAACUACACGUAUAGUUGUUACUCACAAAAUGUAUGCAAUAAUUCCAUGUCAAAAAGUUGCAGAUGUGUUAAGAUCCAUUUGCAGCGGAGAUGACCUUUGGUUUGAUCCUUGUAAGCAACCACCUCUUGUAAGCGACCACUAAAUCUUAUCUUGACUAUUUUUUUUGAAACAGAUCUAUGUUCGAAGUACUGACGUAGAUAGAUGUAUAAUGAGUGCUCAGACACAACUGAAUGGUCUAUAUCCACCACAAGGAAGGCAGGUACAAGUGGUCAGCAUUUUUUUUAUCAUUUUUUAACUGGCAGCCAAUUAUUUUAUAAAAUUUGGUUGUGUAUUGUGAGAAAUAAAGAGUCCAUUAUUUUGCAAGAAGCUUUGCCAGACAUUUUAUAGAUAUUUUAAGUGUUCGAUGAUUUUGCCAAGAAAAAAAUGUCACCAAUUUUCCAAUGUCGACACUUAUACUGUGGUGGAUCCACAUGCUGAGGCAAGUGCACUGUAGUCUUGAGGUGAGAUAGGGGGUUGGGGAAGGGGGGGUGAAGAGGGGGGGGGGGGGGGGUGCUCCUUUUCCAAGUGAAUUAAAGCUGCAGAACUAUAACUAAGGGAUGAGGACCGGGGAUUUCCCCCGGCUUCUAUGAGGGUGAUCUCCAGCUACUUUCAUGGGAAAAUAAGGGAAAAAUAGAGCCAAUAGAAAUUCCUACUUUUUUUAUUCGCCAGUGACUUGUUGUAUUUACCUGGCAACAUAUUUUGUUCCUGCUUAGGUGUAACAAAAAAAUUAAUUGCCAGUAAAGAAUAUGAUUUUUUUAUGUUUGAAAUGUUGUUUAAUAAUAAUAAUAUAAAUAUAAAAUAUUUAUAUGGUGCCUAUAUGUUUCCUAGAUAUGGCGGAAAAAUUUGGACUGGCAGCCGAUUGGUGUCCAUGUGGUUCCAAAGAAGGAGGACUAUGUAAGUUCUUACAACCGGUAAACUUUCAGUUAGUAACCUCACUGUUUUUGACUAGUGAUGACAAGGCCAUUUUCUACCAUUGGCUUAUAUCGGUAUAUUUUUAUUUCAGCUUCUUCGACCUUUUGAUUACAACUGCCCUCGUCUAAAUGAGAUAAUUGAAAAGUCAAGACAGGACCCAGAAUACCAGAAUAUGGCCAAGAAAAACAAGGUUAGGAAAAAAACUUCACGACAGCUGGGCUUACAUAUGUAUGAUUUAUGUGAUCGCCAGUGUGAUUUCUCACACUAAUGUUGAUCUCAGAUCUCUUAAUUAAAAAGAUAAACAGAGUUCACACAGUCUUGAAAAGUCCUUGAAUUUUAGGGGAUAAGUCCUUGAAUUCCAUUUUUCCCUUAAAAAUCCUUAAAUUUCUGUGCAAGUCCUUGAAAAGUCCUUGAAUUUUCUUCAACUUUAAAUGUAGUGGCCUGAAAAGUGUGUUUUGAUGCUUUUUGGUUGUCCAGGACAGAAUAUAAAUCAUAGAUCAGAAAAUUGAAAGGUUAUUUACACAAAGUACUCAAUGUUUUAUGCAAUAAUUAACUAUCAAUUUAAGACUUAAGUGAACUGAAAAAUGUAGAGAAGCUGGUGAAGCAAACAGUUCAAGCCUUAAACUCUUAUUAGAAUAGACUAGGAAUGUGCAUUUAUGUACAGUCUUUGAAAUUAUAUUCCUAGUAGGUGGUCUCUGAAAAUCUAAUGUGGCCCUUGAAAAGUCCUUGAAAAGUCCUUGAAAAAAAGUUGCAAUUUUUUUAAUAAACCCUGUGAAAAUUAUCUUGGUUUUCUAGGAACUGCUGUCAUAUAUCUCUCUACACGCUAACAAGACAUACACUCUAGCCAAUGGCUAUCAAGUAUAUGACACACUUUUUUGUGAGGUAAUAAAGAUAAUUGUUGCCAGUUUCAUAUUUUAACAAGUUACCUUAAUGGUAGUUAAUUUUCUGCCGCAUAAUAUUUACUGUGAGAUGUUUAGCCUGUGAAUACAGUGUGGUGCCUCUCAUUGCUCACCUUCACUUUGGAGGGGAGGGGGAGGAGAGGGAUAAGAGGCUGCUGUAUUUUCAGGUAAAGUUCAUGGCUUAAUAAAUCUGCAAGCCCAACUCUCGGGGCUAUGGUAAAAAGUUUUGUAAAAUUUACCAUAAAUAUAAGUAAAAUAAAUUUACCAUUAAUAUUAUGUGAGGAAAAAAAUUCAAGCAAAACAAAGGAACGAGUGAAUAAACAACUUUAUUAAAUGUUUCAUUUCUUCUAGCUGCGACCCUGGACAAAAGCUGUUGAGACACGUCACAAAAAUACCUCAGGGUUCGUACAGGUCAUGGAAAACUUGAAGAGUCUUGGAAUUUAAGGAUUUCAUUUUCCUGGCCUUGAAAGUCAUGGAAAUUAGUUAUUGUUGGCCAUGGAAAGUCAUAGAAAAUUGAGGUUUUGUUUGUUAGAUUAGUUACUGCAGACGUAAAAACAAGGACAAAGUUAGAUAGAGAAAGGCAAUUUAACAGUUCAAAUGGCACACAUUUUGGUGGACACCAAAGUGUAAUCUGUUGUACUAUGAAUCAGGUCAAAAACUGCCCUAAAGCAAGGAUAGUUUUCAAAGUUUUUGAAAGUGACAGCUAUACCUAAAGUCAUUGAAAACUUGAAAAGGUCAUAGAAAAAGUCAUGGAAUUUGAAGAGAUAAAAAGAGUACGAACCCUGUACAUGUUUUUUUUCAUCAUCCCAGUGGCAAAAAUGGAAACCAUCGCCAAAUGAAGGCUUGUUAACCCCCCUGCCCUCAUCCAAAGUUGUUUAGGAUAACACGAGAAUUAUACACAUUGGUUUUUAGACCUAAACAGCUUUGAAUAGAGAUUGAAGUGGGGGUCUUACUUUUUCUGUUUAGAGAUGGUAGUAUUGUGCGAAAGUUACAAAAUAGAUGCAACUGCCUCAAACGUUUUGUCUGGGGUUGUGGCUACAUGUACUUGUGGCCUAUUUUUUCAGGGGUACCUUUAUAAUUUGAGUCCCAUUUAGAGUAGGAUUACUUUUGUUAAUAUUUACAAUAAAAAUGAUAGGAGCUUUUUAAGAGUUGUUCUGCAUGUCAGUUAUUAUUUUGUGAUAUUUGAGCGUUUUGGUAAUAAAUCAAUGUAAAAAAUAGUACUGAAAUUAGAAGAAAAACACUUUUUGAGGUAUGUAACUUUUGGUAGCAAAAUUUCAGAUGGGAAAAAUCCCUUCAAUUUGCUUUGUAAUGUUUAGUUUAUUUCAAAACUGUGGAGUUAUUUGAAAUUCAUAUUAGUGUAUAGUGUUAGUAGUUUUAUGUGAUCUCAAAUCUUACUGUAACAGGACUCACAUAACCUGACGAGACCUUCUUGGGCUACAAAUGGUACCACAUGGGAAGCAAUGAGGAACAUGAGUAAUUUUCAAAUGAAGUGGCUAUUUGACUCUCCUGAGAAGGCCAAAUUAACUGGAGGUUUGCUGUUUAUAAUUUCUUCUGUGUUUAAAAAGGGGCUAGCUGGGGAAAAUUCCUAGGUCUUUGUUAUCUGGAUUUUUGCAGAUGUCAUCACUGCCAAACUUAAAGGCAACUGUUUCGGUAAUCUGCACCCCCUUUGCACUCAGUAAUACUGUAAACACCCGCAUAUAAGAACACACGAUUUUGGAGGUCAGGCUGAUUGAGUUCUUAUUUAUCAGGUACUUAACGACAAAUCAGCCUCAAAAUGUUCUUAAAUUUUUAUUUAGUAGUAGUAUCCAAAACAUAUGUUGCUAGAGGUAUAUUUAGCGUAUUUUAGGAAAAUAAAAUAAAUAAUUAUUCUGUAAUUUGAUUAUAUUAACAAAUGAAGUUGUCUGACAGCAGACAAACUUACAUGUUUUGUAAUUAUGACACUUUUUCCAUUUUAUAAGAACAUGUUACAAUUUUCAGGCUGACUUGUUCUUAUAAAAAUGGGGCUUUAUUGGCCAAAUUUCAGCCUGGUGUUCUUAAUCCAUUUGUUCUUAUAUGCGGGUGUUUACUGUAUUUUCUUCAGCUGCCCCCUAUCCCUUAAAGCUAAUCUCAUAUUUUUUUUUGGUUCGCUUCGCCCCCCCUCCCCCGCCAAAUUUCACCAGCACACACGCGCUCAACUCAUUAAAAAAGAACCUCUCCUUAAUACUUUCUUAGGCAUCCAGGCGAAGACUCCGUUGUAAGGGUAAAUUAAACUAGAAGAGUUAUACAUAACACCGCAUCUUGGAAACUUAAGCCAAAUCUUUUUCAGUCUUCAGAUUAAAAUCUCCCCCAUCUUGUACUUGUAAAUCACUUACAUGUAAAUUAGCUAUUUUUGUUUAUGAUAAGCUGUAGCCUGUACUCGAGAUAUCAUGCAAUACACGUAGCUCCUAAAAGACUGAGAAAAAAUGCACGUUACGUCGUCCUCGUUUUUGUUCCUCAGGAAAUACGGCGCAUGUGGGCCCCCGUUAAUGCGGUCACCGACUGGCCCGUAUUAAUGUAUGGGUGGGGUGUUUUUAGCAGGGGCGGAACGGUCAGGUCCAAAAAAACUAACAAAAACAUAUAGUAGGUUUUCCAACCAUUCUACUUUAAUUAACUACGGUAAAAUUCCGAAAAUAAGCCCCGGGGCUUAUAUUUUUCAAAGGCCCUUUUUUGGAGCUUAUUUUUGGAGGAGCUUAUAUUCGGAGGGGCUUAUCUACGGAGUGAAAUUUGUGUCUCAAAAUCGAUUGGGCUAGCUUUAUAGUUGGAAGUAAAUUUACCGUUUUGGCUUUGUUUUCCAAGUACAAGCCCCCGCGGGGCUUAUAUUUGGAGGGGCGAUUUAACGGAGGGUUUUUUUUGCGUUACUGGUUUGGAGGGCUUAUAUUUGGAGGGGCUUAUUUUCGGAAUUUUACGGCAUGGUUUGUCACAUUUCUAAAUUCUGUUCACAGUGUUUGUUUUUAAGUACCGAUUUGUCUUGUUUUUGUAGGGAGCUUAGUUGGAGCAAUCGUUGAAAACAUGAAAAACCACAUUGAGCCAACCUGCAAAAAACUUCACAUUUAUUCAGCUGUGAGUACCGUAUCCCAUUAUCAAUUCUUGCAUUUUCUCUACAAUGCUUCGUUACGUUUCAUUUCAAAUGGAAACGAUGAAGACAGUUUGUCAAAAAAAUAUAAUAUUUUAUCACACGAGAUCACAUCCUUAAUUUUCAUAACCUUGUGUGUGAUUUAGCGAGGAUGUCUGUAGGAGAAUUUAGACGUUGAACCCGGAUAUAACAAAGCAGUCCAAGUUGUAUGAAGUUUCAAACUUGAUUAAAACCUUUGCAAUAUCGCGGCAAAAAAUUGCAGUGAAAUCGAACCUAGUUUACACCUUCGAUUUUACUCCGACAAAAGUACAUCAUACGGCGAGAAUUUACAUGUACACCCGCGUAAACCGGAGCACUCUACAGUCAUGAAGGCGGCACGGUGAUCAGGUGAGAGCACACGCAAUCUGCUUCAAGAAGGGUAAUUCGCAAGGUAACCGGAAUUAGGUCUAUACAAAAAAUCUUGAGAGGUUGACUUUAAAUAUUGUGAUCAUAGUCUUUUGGCAUCUAGGCUUUGUUCACACUACACCGGAUGGCUUUUGCGCCAACAAGAAAACCACACUGGACUGGGCUUCCUGUUACACACAAGAACGGUGAUCAUGAUUUUGGCGCCAUUUCUGUAACGGAGGGAAGCCGCGCCGCGCCUAUAUGUGCGUCACGUAUCGGAUAGUUUCUGUACCACACUUUGAACAGGUAUUCGGACCGUAGCAGUGGUGAAAAGGAAAAUAGAGGACAGGAACCCACUGAGACGGAAGAAAAUAUUCAGGAGUGAGGAUUUGGAUUAAGAGAACCAGACCCUCUCGGCCACAAACCGCUCUUGCUUUUUACCUGCCAACUCUCUCUCUUAGUUCAACUCUGUGAACUAAAGACAUCGAUCUCACGCAUCAAAGACAAUUUCUCACACCUGUCUCCCAAAUCCGGAAAAACUGUUCUUUAACACAUGAUAAAUAAUGAAAAUUCAAUUCAAAAAGGCGUUAAAUAGUGACUUUUUGUCUUUGUUUUGUUCUAACGAAAUCAAAGCACGCAAACAUAGUCGUCUUUUAAGUAGCUGGAAGUGCUCAAACGUCUUCUAAACAUCUGCGGACAUUUUCGGCAACGUUCGGAAGUCUUCGGAAAGUUGUCGGAAAUCUUCGGAAGUCGCCGGGGCGUUUCCGAAAAUUCUGGUCAUGACAAGUUGAAAAUCUCACGUAUUUGACUCACGCAGGUAUAUACCGUGCCGGACAACUUCUCGUGUCGGCACGAAAAGCUAUCCGGUCAGUUAAUGUGAACAUAGCCGAAAGGGAGGUGCCAGACACCCCGUUUUCGCUGGCAUGAUCACCCGUUGAACUAUCUAUGUUAGAAAUAAGUACUAGUGGUUGACUCGCACUCCACUGCUAGUGGUUGAAUAACUUCCAGUAAUUUCCUGUAUGAUCUGUGUUACAGCACGACACGACAGUUGCCGCAUUACUGAGCGCACUCAAUCUCUAUGAUGGAAUCUCGCCAGCUUACUCCAGCGCUGUAAUGGUUGAACUCUACUCAGACGAAAAUGAUGACAAGUAAGGCAGUUACAGUUGUGUAUAUGUUGAUCGAUGAGCAGUUCUAGUGAAGAAAACAAAUGAAUGCACACAUGAAAUUUUUGACCAAACUCUUCCCCACCCAUCGAUUGAUGUAAGUUUCACAUCACUUCAAAGUGUCUCCUGUCCUUUUCGAGUGCCAUUAGUAAGGUUUCUUAUAUGUCUCCUUUUAUGAUAUGUAACAAAUGUUAUCGUGUUGAGGUUGCUUUCGAUGUUGAAGAGAAUUGCACUAUGGCAAUGUUUGGGGUAGGGGGUAGGGGGUAGGGGGUAGGGGGUAGGGGGGAAGGGGGUAGGGAAGGGGACGCAUCCGUCCAGACGCAGAGUGAACUAAUUGUCUCUGGGGUAGUUCGGGGCUAGUAUAAAGACGGGAAGCAAUCACUUUUAUGGCCAUUUCAAAGUUGCGCUGGGUCCUCGGUCAAAGUUUCUACCCCCAUACUACCCCAAUACAACCCUAAAAAAUAUGCAAUCAUCAAUACUACACCGAUUCAGAUUCAUGCACAACUGCAAGAGGCCCAUAGCAUUCGGUUGUCAAGCAUUUUUCCCUAAAUAAAAUUAAACGUGAAGUUGCAUUCGUGGGUACCUGUAUAUAUUAAAAAGGCGUUGAUCUUAUAUUCUUCUCAAUUUAUUUUGUUUGUGUUUAAUUGUUAGAAAAGACAUGACAGUGCGUUUACUGUACCGGUUUGGCCAAAGUACAGAACCGAGAGUUCUUAAACUAUCCAAUUGCACCGAAUAUUGUCCCCUGGAUCAGUUCAUCAAGUAAGUUGCUAUUUUUUUUAAAAAAAGAGUGGCUCCGGUCACACUUAAAACAAAAGUGAGCAAGUGAAUCAAAGGAUUCUUUUUUUUCACUCGUUACACAUUUGUCUGCAAAAAGCAAUGGUUGUAAUUGGUGAGUAUCGCUAUAUCGCUAGCGCAGCGUAAAAAAUAGGUUUGGCAAAAUAUUCUCUCUUUUGAUCUUUUCACAAAUCGUUUCAUCACAAAUCGUAUCAUGACUAAAUAAGCCGCGCUUGAGAAAAUAAGCCCUGAAGAGGAUAGAACAUUCCUUUUUUUUUUUGGAUGUGAAAAACGUGACAUCCAAAAAACGGCUGCGAGGGACACUAGGUUCUGCCAGCUCUCUCUGAAUUGCGUCAAGCCUUUGAAGUCGCCGCAGCCCGAACUUCUGGACUUGUCAGUCUUGUUUUCUCUCGUCAAACUAGUUUUUUCGAGUGCGAGCAUCCGUUUAUGAUGAACCGAUGGUCAUAACUGAGCCUGCUAUACCAAACACACGGCUGUUAGGCCUGGGCUCGAAACUGUAUCCUAACAACAUGCAGCGCAUGCUCAACAAAUUCAAGCAGAUGCCAAAAUCGAGCAAGCGAAAGAAAGUCUUUUCUGGUAGAGUUGGCUAAAUAAUAUGUUGCAGGACUUGUGUUUUGAGCAACUCAGCUCCGGCUAGACUUUGAAAAAGUUAUUCGUCCUUUAGAGCGUUUUCACUCACAUGGUCAGCAUCUGUACUAAUUUAUUGGAACAAAAGAAAGCAUUUACAUGAGAAAAGAGUUCAACUCCCAGAGGAUUUUCUUUGUACACCAACAUGGCCGCCGUUUCAUUGUUUUACAACACCAAUAUGGCCGCUGUGACGUCAUGUGAAAACGCUCAAUUUUAGUGAUUGUUAAGUUAUGUCUUCUCCCGCGUUCCUUGGCCGGAAAAAAAAAAAACGCGUGCAAGAAAAGUCGAUGACAGUCGAGGAUUAUGAAAUUGUUGAUGAAUGUGGAAUUGAGUUGCUAAUUACUGUGUUGGCCUUCCCUUUUCAGGGCGACUGCUGAUGUUAUUCCCGGUGAUCUGAACAAAGCUUGUGGCGUGAAGCAAGACAAAUUGUGUGUGAAGACGAUUGUUUAUAAGAGUAAGUUCUGUGCUAACUAUAAACUCUCACCCCCUUUAAGACCUUGAUAUUGAAAAUAUAAUAAUCUAGCUAAUUUGCGACGUUCACGUUCCCCAUAAUUUAACUUGUCCUCCCCACAAAAUUUUGCGUAAGUAUUGUUUUCAGUUUAUCUUUGAACAAACAAUUGCCCCUGAAGAAAUUUUGUGGGGGGAAACAAAUUGUAUUAUGAAAAACGUGAAAGUCGCAGAUAGUCGAAGCGUGGAUUCUCGUUUGCUAACUACGUGAGCGAGCCUCAAAAGUCCACGAGGCGUGUGGCGACGUAAAAACCGCGCAUAUUCGUGCGAGUUAAAAGAAGCUGUAAACUGUGCCCCGUGAUUCCGUUUGUGUGACCAACACAUGUUAUUACGUAUUACUAUAUGGAGGAGAGUGUUUUACUGGGAACUAAACCACUCGUAGAUUCCAUACGCCACUUCAUCCGGGACCCGAGUGGCGUACCAUGUCACCAUGUUAUCGUUCAAUGAUCUCGAUUGCCUUUUGCUUUUGUUGAAACCAUAUAUAGGUUAAAGCUUCGCUCACUGUAGAUGAAGAACACAGAAGUACGUCUGUUUUGCUAUGGGUUUUUAGAUGAAGAACACAGAAGUACGUCUGUUUUGCAGUUUUGUUCCCAAUGAGUCCCAAUAUCGAGUUCCAGGAUUAAUUUAUUUCAACAAUGAACAAUCAAAAUUUAAAAAAAACUAUUCUGCCCGCAAUUUUUAAAAACUGAAUCAUUGGAUAAUGCCUUUCUAAAGCUCUGAUUGGCCUGGCCAUCAUGGUAUAUGAGCCAUUAUACCAUGCUCUCUAAAUAUGAUAACUGUACGUGUCUGCUCAAAAUUAAAAACAAGCUGAAAAUCAGUUGUUUUACAAAUAAAGUAGUGAAGAAUUCUCGAUAUUUUGUGCACGUUUUCAAUAAAACAAUUAUUCGACUCGCGCUUGUUGGAUAUGAGAUGAUUAUAGCCAACUCGGCGCUACGCGCCUCGUUGGUAAUUACAUCUCAUAUCCAACGCCACUCGUGGAAUAAUUUUUAAAUAGCAAGGCUAAUCUAGGCGGUAGAGCAAAUCAGAUAGUUUGUAACACACUGGAAGUUCUAAGUGAAUAAGUAAAUAAAUAAAUGUUAAGAGAUAGCGAAAAAAAAUGUUUACAAAACAAUCAGGAUUUCUGUCCGUGUGCCGCUGAUACACAGUCAGGAGCUAAAUACGUCCUUUUUCUUUUGCAGGUUUCUUGGCGGGCUUUAUUGCCGUCACCGCGAUUCUCUCUCUUCUGCUGCUUGUACUGUUCAUCAGAUGCUGUCGGCGAAAAUGCUGCCGUCGAAAAAAGAAUCUGACUUUUUAUAACGACCUAUUGAAAGAUGCGCGACUCCUGGACAAGCCAGAUUAUGACUCUGACAGUUAGAACAUAAUCUACCCAACUUGUUAACAUUAAAUAGAGUUUUCCCAUUGGUCAAUCUUAAUGACACGAGCACUAGAAAGGUCUUUGUACGGUGGUGCUCUGAAGCUACGGAUUGUCGCCUAGCAACACAUUUUCUGACAAAUUCCGGGCUCAUUUUUCUGGGAUAGAGAGAAGAAAAUAGAAAAUAGGUUAAGGGCCUGGUGGUUCCCAGAUCUCUUAGCCGUGAACACAGACUAUUUUUUAACAUUGUAAAAAUUGAAGAAUUGUAGAUCAGUAUUAUCGUUAUCAUUAUCAUUUUUUGCUUUUUUUGUGUGUUUUGUAGUUGUCGAUGAGGGGUGAGUUAUAUUUGUUUAAGAUACCUUAAAUCAUGAUCACUUAACUUGACGUUCUAAUGUCACUAGUCAACAUUAUGAAAAACAUUUGUUUUUUCUUCCUUUCCAUUGGCCGUGAGCCCACCGCGUGACCUGAAAAUAAUGGUCUGCUCAUGCGCAAUGACGUCCAAAUUUGUUUGGCUGCAAAUAAUAUUCUGCUCAUGCGUAAAUGAAACCAAGCUUUUCUCCUUCUUGUGAUCGCUCUUAGGUGAAAAUGGCAGACCGCAUGGUUCCCGAAGAUAUCCAUUAAAAAACAAACUCGGUGAUCGAAUGAUAAAACAAUUAUUGAACGAGGUUGAGCAAAAUAUCGUGAUUUGUCAGUGUCUCGCAGAUCAAUUAUUAAGGCUUCGACAAUGCAAAUAAUUGAUCUGCUCGCCACUGACAAAUGACGACAUUUUGCUCAAACUCGUCCAAUAAUUGUUAAUUAUUCUUGUUUAAGAGGUUGCAUGAUGGACUCUAGCAUACUUGUCAUGUUUAAGUCGCUUAAAAUUUUCAUUUCAUACCGAAUUUUAACAAGUUUUCAUUAGUUAAAACGACACGGUACAUCAAUAGGUAAACCGAACUAAGCUUAAAAAAUGUGUGAUAUUUUGUGACACGUGCAGUGAGAGUUGACUACAGUGAGAUAUACCACAUGGAAAAAAAUUAUUACCUGCGUGAUCUGGAAGCGUGAUAGAUACUUCUCCGUUUUAGUAUUUUUCAUUAGAUUAUUAACUGAGAAAUGAG
Porites lobata is the source of this 14584-nucleotide messenger RNA. The record is from the annotation of a GenBank genome assembly. Lineage: Eukaryota; Metazoa; Cnidaria; Anthozoa; Scleractinia; Poritidae.